AACGCAAAACGAACCGCGGGCGAACGAAAUCCCGACGCUCCCUAACGCGAGCCAUCUGUCCGUAAAGCCCCGCCCGCGUUUCGCUUAUGAACAGCAGACAGCAGGGCGCCUGGAAACAGGUUUGAACAGCUCACAGAAACUCUGACACGACACAGCGCAACUCUUUAUUCGCCUCUCAGACGCUCGUGUGAUUUUCUUCACGCGCUCCGCGAUCCGCGUCCGGUGCGCCGCUGCACUUUCCCAAAAGUUUCCGUGGACCGAUUUGACAGGAUAAAUCGACAAAGGGAGUUGGAGGGGAAGACUAGCGCUGGCUGGCGAGCUGGCUGUGAGGAGACAAACCGCAGAAGGAAAGUAUGGCCGCGCACGGUGCGUCCGCGCUCUUCCUGCUCGCCUUUGGGAUACUGGAAGCGAGCGCGCAGUACGGAGAGCGCGGCAUGUCGGUUCCCGAGCACGGCUUCUGCCAGCCCAUCACCAUCCCUCUGUGCACGGACAUCGCGUACAACGAGACCAUCAUGCCCAACCUCCUCGGCCACACGAACCAGGAGGACGCGGGGCUGGAGGUGCACCAGUUCUACCCGCUCGUUAAAGUGCAAUGCUCGCCGGACCUCAAGUUCUUCCUGUGCUCCAUGUACGCGCCGGUUUGCACGGUGCUGGAGCAAGCGCUGCCGCCGUGCCGUUCGCUGUGCGAGCGUGCGCGCCAAGGCUGCGAGGCGCUUAUGAAUAAAUUCGGUUUCCAGUGGCCAGAGAGUCUCGCCUGCGAGUCGUUCCCGGUGCACGGCGGAGAGCUUUGCGUGGGGCAGAACACGUCUGAGCGGAGCGCACCGGUCAACCCGACUCCAGAGGUGACCCAAGCUACACCCGAGCAUCCCAGGAAGGGGCGUUUUAGAUGCCCAACUUCGCUUAAAGUCCCACCGUACCUAAACUACCGCUUUAUGGGCGAGGAAAACUGCGGCGCGCCGUGCGAACCCAAGAAACUCCACGGGAUGAUGUACUUCAGCGAGGAUGAGCAGAAGUUUGCGCGCAUUUGGAUCGGGAUUUGGUCGGUUUUGUGUUGCGCGUCUACUUUAUUCACCGUCUUGACUUAUUUAGUGGACAUGAAGCGCUUUAGUUACCCGGAAAGACCCAUUAUAUUCCUUUCCGGGUGUUAUACGAUGGUGUCUAUCGCUUACAUCGCCGGAUUUCUGCUGGAGGACAAAGUGGUUUGCAAUGAGCAGUUCGAGAAUGAGUUUAGGACAGUGGUGCAAGGCACCAAAAAGGAAGGUUGCACCAUUCUGUUCAUGAUGUUGUACUUCUUCAGCAUGGCCAGCUCUAUCUGGUGGGUCAUCCUAGCGCUCACUUGGUUCCUCGCAGCCGGGAUGAAAUGGGGUCAUGAGGCUAUUGAAGCGAAUUCGCAAUAUUUCCAUUUAGCAGCGUGGGCAGUGCCAGCCAUCAAGACCAUCACCAUCCUCGCCGUGGGUCAAGUUGAUGGAGAUGUGCUCAGCGGCGUUUGCUAUGUGGGCAUCAACAGCGUUGACGCGUUGCGCGGAUUCGUCUUGGCGCCGCUCUUCGUCUAUCUGUUCAUCGGUACCUCGUUCCUCCUGGCGGGCUUCGUGUCUCUGUUCCGCAUCAGGACCAUUAUGAAGCACGAUGGCACCAAAACGGAGAAGCUGGAGAAGCUGAUGGUGCGCAUUGGCAUUUUCAGCGUCCUCUACACAGUUCCAGCCACCGUCGUGAUAGCGUCCUAUUUCUACGAACAGGCCUUUCGGGAUCAGUGGGAACAGACGUGGAGCGCUCAAACGUGCAAAACGUACGCGGUGCCUUGUCCCGUGCACAACCCGCAGAUGAACCCGGAUUUCACGGUGUUCAUGAUCAAGUACCUGAUGACCCUGAUCGUGGGCAUCACGUCUGGAUUCUGGAUAUGGUCUGGAAAGACGCUUAACUCGUGGAGGAAGUUCUACACGAGACUGGCGAACAACAAACAAGGAGAAACAACAGUGUGAUUUAACUGCUUUUUAUUAUUCGCUUUUUCUGAUGGAGAAAACAACUGUUUAAAGGACGCCCUUCGCGUUGUACAUAAACUUUGUGAUUUUUUGUAAGUAUAUAUUUGUAUUUAAAUCUCACCUGGAUGUUCUUUUUUUAAUCAAAGGAACUUUUUUUGGACAAGCCGUAUCGUUUUGGAGAUUAUUUAUGCCUUUUCUCUUGGAUUAUUCUGGGUGGGGAUCUGUUUUUUUUAUGCCUGUAUGUAAAACUGUGUCUUUUUAUCGACAUCAGUAUUUCCACGGGCAAAUAUUCAAACUUUUUACAUGCAAAUAAUGCAGAAAUAAUAAUAACAAUAAUGUGUGUGAAUUGUGCACCCAGCACUUAAGGCUGCGUAUCAUGGGAAGAAUUGAGCUUUAAAUUAAAGCUUUGGGACUGAGAUCAGAUUAAUUGUUUUAUGGAGGCUGAGACUAGGAGCUAGAACAAAAACUUUAAGUACCCAUGGUUGAUAUGUGCUUAACCCAGCCUAAACCGGUUUGCUGGUCUCCUGGCCUGUCCUGGCCUUGGACAGCAGCAAUCUCAGGCUGUUUUAAGAUGUUUUUUAAGAUGUAAAGUUAAGUGCCUUUUUCAAUUCGGAGCAGCAUUGGGGUCAGGCCUGCUCCUGUGUUCAACUCAAAGAAAUGUAUACAUGUUUUUCUUCAGUCUGUAAUGAACUUUGGUGAUGUUUCUGAAGGGUUUGUGUUCUCCUUUGGCUCUUUUGCACAAAAGUACCUCUAAACAUACAGCUAGAACAGGAUGGACGGUGUUUGCAAUGCACUUCUCAAAUAUUUUAAUGUCUGUGUUGGUGUUGUAACUAAUCCAUGAUGUGAAAAUCGGGAUGUAGACUUUCUGAUGGACAUGUGUAGAGGUAAACCGAUAUAUCGGCCUUUAUUUGGCCCUUUUGAGAUGAUCAGCAGCGAUAACCACAUCUGCUUGUUCUGUGUAUCAUUUCCAAAAUCUACCAGCAGGCCUCUUGAUCGAUAAUGCAAUUGACUUUUCAGAUCAUUUUAUUGAUUUUUAACAGUGCUGUCAAAUGAUUAAUUGCGAUUAAUCGCAUCCUAAAUAAGUUUUUGCUUUCAUAAUAGAUGUGUGUGUAUGGUGUAUAUUUAUGUAGAAAUGUAUGAAUACACACACAUACAGUAUAAAUUUUGGGUGACACUUUAUUUUAGGGUCUCUUAACUAGUUGCUUCUUAGCAUGCAUAUUACUAGAAUAUUAGCCAUUUAUUAGUAGUAAUUAAGCACAUAUUAAUGCCUUAUUCUAUACGACCUUAUUCUACAUCCCUAAUCCUACCCAAUACCUAAACUUAACAACUACCGCACUAACUAUUAAUAAGCAACAAAUGAGGAAUUUAUUGAGGGAAAAGUCGUAAUUAAUAGUGAAUAAGUGUUACUAAAUUCUGAAAAUAUUUACAUGUAUAUAUUCAUAUAAUUUACAUUAUAUAUAAAUAUAGUUCAUAUAUAUAUAUAUAUAUAUAUAUACACACAAAACAUUUUUCUUAAAUAUAUACAUGCAUGUGUGUGUGUAUUUAUACAUAAUAAAUAUACACAGUUCACACACAUAUAUUAUGUAAUCAAAAACCUUUUAUUUUGGAUGUGAUUAAUCGUUUGACAGCACAAAUUUUUUAAGUAAUAUCGGUCUGUGCUCUGGUUAUCGGUAUCAACAUAAGUUAUUAAAAAACCCAAAUUACUCAAACAGUUUAAUGCCUGUGUUGGUAUAUAUACUAAUCCAUGAACGUGAUGUGAAAAUUGAGAUGUAGAAUUUCUGAUGCAUAUGUGUAGCGGUAAACCGAUAUAUCGGACGACCGAUAUUUGGCCCUUUUGAAAUGAUCAGCAGCGAUAAUCAUGUCCGCUUGUCUUGUGUAUCAUUUCCAAAAUCUACCAGCAAGUCUGUUAAUGGAUAAUGCAAUUUGUUUUCAGACAUUUGAACUGAUUUUUAAGUUGUAUAUCGGUCUGCGCUGUGGUUAUUGGUAUCAACAUCAGCUAAUGAAACCCCCACGUCAAGCACUACAUAAGAGUAAUUCACAUCAUCCUGUUCAUAAUUCUUCAGGGUGCUUUUUUAAAAGAUGCCCUUUACUGAACAUCAGAUAAUGUUGAUUCUUGAUUGUUUAUGGUGAUUAUCUCAUGCAAAUGAAUGUUUUUGUUUUCCCAAAGGAAUCUCUGUUUAAGGUGAUUACAGAAAGCACUGGUAGAUAGAGGCCUGCUCUUAAACUCCUGUUCUUGUGAGAUGCGUUUGCAUGGAUCUGAGAUGUAUUUAAUCACGCUAGCAUUGAAGCCUAUAUUAUGGUUUUCUACACCGGUGACAUCUGUUACUUUCUUCUUUCUCAUACUUCUGCUUGUGAUACUAUUAAAAACCCUUUAUAUUUAUAGACAAUAGUUUAUAUAUUAUUCACUUCUUUAAAGAAUAAACUUCACAUUUGUACAAAAUGUUCUUUUGUUAUGGCAAGUGAGUUUGUUUUGAUGGAUGAUUGUUUAUUUUUAAUUAUUCAUUUUGUUAAUACUGUCACUUCGCUUUUCUGCUUAUGUAUAUGAUAUUUGUCAGAUUGAAGCAGACUUUUAAAAAGUGUUUUUAGUAACUUCAGUUUAGCUAAUGCCUACCUAAUGCAUUGGGUUUCAUGAACUAACAAUAGUUUUUAAUGCAUUUAUUAAAGGAAUAGUUCACCCAAAAAUGAAAAUAUCCUGAAGAU
Molecule: messenger RNA, 4679 nt
Organism: Onychostoma macrolepis
Lineage: Eukaryota; Metazoa; Chordata; Actinopteri; Cypriniformes; Cyprinidae
Gene: fzd1
Product: frizzled class receptor 1
Exons: 1
Coding region: 354-1979 (541 amino acids)
Biological process (GO): canonical Wnt signaling pathway; non-canonical Wnt signaling pathway
Cellular component (GO): plasma membrane
Molecular function (GO): Wnt receptor activity; Wnt-protein binding
Source: RefSeq, a predicted model, not a curated record